Messenger RNA from Scaptodrosophila lebanonensis, 911 nucleotides. RefSeq lists its product as uncharacterized. The transcript has 2 exons. NCBI's taxonomy places the organism in Eukaryota, Metazoa, Arthropoda, Insecta, Diptera, Drosophilidae. The record is from RefSeq and is a predicted model, not a curated record. Bases 72 to 623 code for a protein of 183 amino acids.
CAGACCUCCUUCUCUCUUUUUAAUAAUAAUAGGCAUCGUGCUGCUUUUCCAGGUUCACAAGAUAGUUAACAAUGUUUAGACAUACCCAGAAAUUUCGCACCUCAGACGACAUGUUAGUGAAAGUUCCAGGCAGAUGGAUGCGGUUUCUGAAGUUUGUCACCACUUUAGUUGCAAGCACCGCUACGACACCCAAAAUAGUUCCUAUCGACCACCCUAUGCGGCUAUUUAAGAACGUUUUGGACUGGGUACAAAUACACGAACUCGAGGCACAUCAGGAACUAUUUCCUCAGGAAGAUGGACCGAAAAUUUGCGAUAAUCCAGUGGAUGUCGUGCUCUAUAUGGCGCAGUUGUCCUUCGAAGAUAUAAAGUUGUUCACCAAGCUACCCAGUCACGAGCUUUUCGCUACCAUGAACGUUGCUGGACAUCUUGGAUGCACAGAGAUGCAACAGAUGGCCCGGAUCUAUAUAGAGUAUACGACACGGCACCUCAAUUUCAAAGAGCGUUCCAAGUUCUUUGCUAAGCAGAUUGAGAUCAGCAAGGAGGAUGACUGGGCACUGGAUUAUGACUGGGAGCUGCAACAGGAGAUUAAUAAUCUCAAAGUGCGCCAUUACUAUGAGGUGUAAUAAGCACAUAAUAUUGGUUUCUAGCAUUCACAGCGCAAAACCUCAAUAGAAAUCAUUGGUAUGGAGAAACGAGCCUCUUUGGAAGAGCGACAAAAAAAAUCGAUUCUUAUCAAUUCGUUCAAGCACACAAGCAAGUAACAAAAGCUUUUACGAACCAAACAGUAACUAAAUUAAAUGUUUUGGCAAUCCUUGCGUUUAAGCAAUGUAUUCAAUGUACAUACAAUUAAAUUUAUGUAUCCGUCAAACUAUAAUUAAACUGCAUUAUCCACGAACAGUUUUUUUAAGUUA